Molecule: messenger RNA, 1263 nt
Organism: Colossoma macropomum (tambaqui)
Lineage: Eukaryota; Metazoa; Chordata; Actinopteri; Characiformes; Serrasalmidae
Gene: arl1
Product: ADP-ribosylation factor-like 1
Exons: 6
Coding region: 109-654 (181 amino acids)
Biological process (GO): intracellular protein transport; vesicle-mediated transport
Cellular component (GO): cytoplasm; Golgi apparatus
Molecular function (GO): GTP binding; GTPase activity
Source: RefSeq, a predicted model, not a curated record
CGUGGCUUGACACGUCAUUAAGAACUUCGAAGACGGAAGCCGUCGUCAGCUGCGCACACGACUGAGCUUUUCCAUUCAGAUAAACGGAGAAACGGAGUUUGCGUUAAAAUGGGGGGAUUCUUCUCCAGCUUGUUUUCAGGCCUUUUUGGCACAAGAGAGAUGAGAAUUCUCAUCUUGGGUCUGGACGGCGCUGGGAAAACUACCAUACUCUACAGACUGCAAGUUGGAGAAGUUGUCACUACAAUCCCCACCAUCGGUUUUAACGUUGAAACAGUGACUUACAAGAACCUGAAGUUCCAAGUAUGGGAUCUUGGUGGACAGACCAGUAUCCGGCCAUACUGGCGUUGCUACUACUCCAACACAGAUGCUGUGAUUUAUGUUGUGGACAGCAGUGACCGUGAUAGAAUGGGUAUUUCAAAGUCUGAGCUGGUGGCUAUGUUGGAGGAGGAAGAGUUGAAGAAGGCCAUCUUGGUGGUGUUUGCAAACAAACAGGACAUGGAGCAAGCAAUGACACCCACUGAGGUGGCCAACUCCCUAGGCUUACCUGCACUUAAAGACAGAAAGUGGCAGAUCUUCAAAACAUCUGCUACUAAAGGAACAGGUCUGGAUGAGGCCAUGGAAUGGCUGGUGGAGUCCCUGAAGAGCAGGCAGUAAUUGCACACACCACUCUCUGUAAAUAGUCCUGUCUUCUGAGCCCCCAUUGAAAGACUUCCCGAGUGCCAUUUGGACCAGUGACUGCAUUCCUCCCCACUAUGUGAAGGUUAUAGUUCUUUCCUGGCCCCUCCAGCUGAGAGGAGAUACUGCAGUAAUGGAACAGUUGGACGGCUACAUAGCCAAAACUGAAUGUCAAAACGUUCCCAGUUCAAAUGGACACAAGCUCCAGAAAAUAGGUUUUGCUGAUUUGUUUAUACUGACGCUUGUUGGACCUGUUUUUCCCCCCCUUGUAAGACAUAUCCACUACAUCAGUGUCUUGUAAUUUUGCUUCUUGUAUUUUCCCCUUUUUAGGCCUGGUACCUGACUGUGGUCAGGACACUUCACUCCUGCCUUAUGGUCGCUUCUUCCCCUUUGAAUACUUAAUCAGUCUUGCAGCUUUCGUAUCUAACUUUGGAAUUUUAGUGGUUUGUUAUUUAAGACUAAUGGUCAUUUGUAUGCGAUGGAUUUGUCAUUGCGUAUUUAUAUAAAAGCAUGUACAGUGGACACUACCAUCGAGACAAGGUUGUGUUAACACAAAUCUAUCGUCAAUAAAUUGCUUCUUGAAUGAUC